This is a messenger RNA of Lytechinus pictus (painted urchin), 8543 nucleotides long. RefSeq lists its product as uncharacterized. The record is from RefSeq and is a predicted model, not a curated record. Gene Ontology annotation, molecular function: protein tyrosine phosphatase activity; protein binding. Bases 565 to 5310 code for a protein of 1581 amino acids. Gene Ontology annotation, biological process: protein dephosphorylation. The transcript has 31 exons. Lineage: Eukaryota; Metazoa; Echinodermata; Echinoidea; Temnopleuroida; Toxopneustidae.
GAGACGAAGACUAAUGGAGUAUAGGCCUACAUGUAUAGCAAGUUCCUUAGAUAGAUAUGGCACCGUCUCGUUAAGCGAAGCAAAAUAUAAUAAUAAAUAUAAAAGCACCAGAAAAAUUAUUUUGUCAAGGAACGUUUCACAGCUUCCCUGAUUUAUUUACAACCACAGAUUCGUUUCAAUUUCGAAAUUAUUUAUUGACAUGUUUUCCGAGUAUAAUGGAGACGGAUACUGCUUGCGGACAAUGCAAGUUUUGAAUGCGUGGAUGGGUUUUUGUACUGUAUGUAGUAGCAAGUCAGUCAUAAUUGAAGCAUUGUUUUGGUGUUUAUGAAAUAUUUUGCGAGUGUCAACUUGUGUAAUAAUGCGUGACAGUUCGUCAAACAAAUAAUUAUAAAUCUGGUUUGGCUUUCACGUCAUUGACAUUGUGGAUGUUUAUACUGCAGUUAUCGUUGGAUUCUUUUCAUUAAUUGGAUUACUCUGUAGAAGGAACGUGAAUUCGUAAUUGGAUAUUUACGCCAGUUUUAAUUGUGUCGGUACAGUUGGCUGUGAAGCCGAAUAUAGGAAGCGAUGACUGGCCGAAAGUCUGGCGAGCCUCCCGUUGCUUGGACACUGCUCGUGAUGCGGGUGAUAUACUUUUCUCAUAUGAUGCUAUCAUGUUCACUUUUAGUUCACGGAGACCCAUAUAUAUCUACUAUUAGCAGAGGUUUCACAAGCACGGAAACAGGUGAACCUUUCUUUGAUUGCUACAGGAGUGCCCCUGAUUUGCAAGCCACAGUGUUUCUAGGGCGAUAUGUACAUACGUACAAUGAUAUGAAUAAUGCAGCUAAUGAUAAUCCAUCACCAAUUUCUUUCUACACGGCUGGUAAUCCAUCCAUUGAUGUCUAUGGAGUAAACCUUGGUACAAGUGAACACAGGUCAUACGGUGUCUUCUACUGCGCUUCAUCACUGAAUGGAGAGUACUCAGCAGUACCAACUAUCUUCUUGAGAUCUGAUGCUAAGUUUGUGCCCACUUCUGGAAGGUUCUCAAAGACUGUAAACAAGGGAGAUGUGAAUGUUACUGUUAAUUUUACAGAGGUUAAUCCGAGUAACAUUACCAAGAACUGGCGGUUCAAUGGGACAACCAAUCCCGAUGAUACUAUUUCUAAGAAUUCAGUCUUUGAAAGUUUAACUGUGUAUACAAUAGUUGGAGAGGUAGAUACCUCUGAUGAGGGUUUGUAUGAGCUUCAUUUGAUGGGUGAGAGAGGGCUUGCUAUAGCUGGAUUGUUUCGAUUGAUUGUCAGAGCAUGUCCGGCUGGUCGUUACGAUGAAUCUAGUGGAUGUACACUGCUAUGUCCAUCAUGUUAUAAUGGAGGAAUAUGUCAUGAUCAGACAGGAGAAUGCAUCUGUCCUCCAGGCUUCCAGGGAGAUAACUGUGAAAUGGCUUGUGGUGGGAAUCGUUUUGGUCGUAACUGUGAGUACCGAUGGGACUAUGACCUUUCAGAUGAUAAGACAGCUUGUAGUGGACUCCAGGUCUGUGUACCAGAUCCCUAUGGGUGCUCUUGUACACCAGGAUAUAAAGGAUUGGACUGUACUACAGAAUGUGACAUCGGUGAGUUUGGAGCUAGCUGCAGCGAGACAUGCCAUUGUGUAUCUGGUGAAUGCGAUCGGUUUACUGGUGUCUGUACAGGAAGCUCUUCUGAUUGCCAACAAGGAUGGACGGGGACCAAUUGUCAAGAAUGUAUGAUUGGUAGAUAUGGGCCAAAUUGUGAACCUCUCACUGUUGAAUUUACGAAAACCAACAAGGGACAAUACUCCAAUUUCUUCUGUUGCCCAGAAGGUCGGAAUUACCUCUCCACAGCAACUCCUUUGGUCUAUCUCUACCGGAAAUAUGGCAGUGGGAAUUAUACAGGAGAAGACAUAAGUUCAACAGGAGACGUCCCAAGUGGAAAGUUUGCAUUUCUUGUUCCUGAUGUGAAAGUUGGAGAAUUAUUUUACUGCUCCCUCUCUGAUGUAAACACCUUCAGGAGUGAGACGGUCACUGCUGAUGGAGAAUUUACCCAGCCUGAGCUCCCAAGUCCCCCUGUCGUAAGUAGCACAACCAAUGAAUCCAUCACUCUGAUGUGGGAUGCUUGGGAUGCAUCUACGGAUGUAGGAGAUCCUCCUCUUCAAAGAUACCGUAUCUAUUACAGGCUCAACGACCCAGAAGAACAGGAACAACAAGUCCCACGGUCUGAUCCUCUUGCACCAUCCGAGACAGUGACUGGUCUAAGUCCGGAUACAGACUAUGUGUUCGCUGUAGCAGCGGUUAGACCAGGUGUAGGGGGUGGGGGACCUCGUUUGGAGGUCCUAGGCACAACACAGUGCUCACCUCCUGUUGAGGGACCAACAUCUAUUAACGUCACUAAUGGAACAUCACCUGGAGAGUACUUGGUUUCUUGGGAGAAUCCACCUUCCAAUGUUUCAUCCUGUCGGAGUGGUCUCGGAGGAAUCAGGAUCUACUUCACUCGAUCCGAUAUCCCGUCUGGUUUGUCAAAGAGGGCAGCAAACAAUCCCAUUGAUAUUCCAUUUAACUCUUCGGUGUCUGACUACACGUUGACCCUUGAACCUUACUCACAGUACGUCAUUCAGGUGGUAGUCUAUAAUAAAGACUCUGAGACACCAAGAGGAGAGGGAUUUUCAGUGGUCACAAUGGAACAGCUUGCCCCAGCACCCAUCGUAAACAUUGAAUCGACCGCUGAAUCUGUAACCAUCCGCUGGGAUGCUGCAAGUCCGGCCCACCUCAAUGGUAACAUACAGGGAUACCAGCUCAGAUACACACAAACCAAACCAGAACCUCUCCCACCAGUCACAGUUCCCAUACAAACCAAUCAGCUGACAGAUAAUGAGUAUGUCAUUACUGAGGGAGUAACGAAAGACACUCGAUAUGACAUUCAGGUUCAGGUUUUGAAUGGAGCUGGAUAUGGUGAAUGGUCAUCUGUCUUAACCUCUCCUAUUCCAGUUACGAGCCCUGAGACCAAUGUUGCCCUAAUUGCUGGCGUGGUGAUAGGUGUAAUUGUUGUUAUUCUUCUCAUCAUACUUCUAAUCAUGCUUUUAAGAGCAAGCAAAAGAAAGAGAGGAGAAAAGAUUGGUGUGAUCAGUUCUAGUGAGCUUGUUGAUAAUGUUCUCUAUGAGGCAGGUCCCUCACCCCCUAAUGAGCAUGGCAAUGCUACUGCCCGUACCCCAGACAAGCCAAUAGUCCGUGACCCAGCCGAGACAGAGUAUGCCUAUAUCAGCCAUGAGCGCAACUCUCUCCUAAAUGACGACCUUGACAAUCUCGACUUGACUAUCAAGAAAGAUACAACCUACGAUGUUGCCAUGGAGAAACCGUUGCCAUCGAACGGCAAGAGUCAGACGCUUCCAUUACUCACGGGAGACCUUACUUUAGAGGCUCUGAAUGCUCUUUAUGCUAAACCUGAUAAACGUUCUGAUGUGGUGUCUGUUCCUGCCUUGUCCCCUACUGUAAAGGAAGCCGGGACGGAUACACCGGAUGGAGAGCUCUAUGAGAACGUUAACCUUCCUGGAUCUAUCCCAGUGGCUAACCUGGUUGAACAUGUUGAGAAGAAGAAAGAACAAGAAGAAGAUGGAUUCUCGCAUGAAUUUAGCUUAUUGUCUUCAGAUGAAGGUAUUCCUAGGAUCAUUGCUUUGAAACCAGAAAACAAAACCAAGAAUCGGUUCAAGAACAUCGUGGCAUUUGAUCAUUCUAGAGUCGUCCUGGAAAAGCUGAAAGAUGAUCCUCACUCAGAUUACUACAAUGCUAAUUUCAUCAAGGAUGAUAAGGGGAAGAAAGCAUUCAUUGCUUCUCAAGCCCCCAAUAUGGCGAGCAUCAAUGAUUUCUGGCGACUCAUUUGGCAGGAGAAUGUUUGUUCUGUUGUCAUGGUAACAAACACUAUAGAGGGAGGCAAGGAUCGGUGCACAGUAUACUGGCCGAAGGCAAUGGGAGACAGCAAGACGUUUGGUGACAUCGAGGUGAAAUUAAGAACGGUAGAAGAGUUCUCUGAUCAUGUACACAGAGUCAUGGAUGUCAAACAGGUGAGUGGUGGUGAAACCCGGUCCGUCCAUCAGUUCCACUACCAGUCCUGGCCAGAUAUGGGUGUUCCGCAGUAUCCUACCACACUCAUCAGUUUCACUCAAGCUGUCAAACAUGUCCAUGAGAAAAUCACUGCCAACACCAAGGGAUCUACUCCAAUGCUCGUCCACUGCAGUGCUGGUGUUGGAAGGACGGGAACUUUCAUCUCACUCUACUGCAUGCUGGGAAAGAUCAAAGAAAAUAGCCAUAUCAACAUCUUUGCUUUCAUUCAGAAUAUGAGAAAGGACAGACCAUAUAUGGUUCAAACUGCUGACCAGUACAUUCUAAUCCAUACUGCCCUCGUUGAGGCCUACAUGAGUGGCAAUACAGAUAUCCCUGUGGCCCAUUUUGAAGCAAAGCUUUCCUCACUGAAGGAAAGGAAUCCAGUCACUCAGAAACUCAACAUUGAGCAAGAAUUCGAGAUCUUGGACCAACUCACCCCUCCUGCCGGACCACAAGCUUUCAAAGCUGCUGCUCUACCUGCUAACAUCGACAAGAACCGCUUCCCAAACAUUCUUCCAAUGGAGAAAAACAGACCGUGUUUGGUGACAAAGGGAGAAGGAGGAAGCACAGAUUACAUCAAUGCCUCUUUCCUUAAUACGUUCAUGAAGAAGGACGUGUUCAUAGCAACUCAGAUGCCUCUCCCUCAUACUACCGGUGAUAUGUGGAGAAUGGUCUAUGAUUGGAGAUGUCCCGCCAUCGUUAUGCUCAAUGAACUGGACCUCGAAGACAAGUCGUGUGCUCAAUACUGGCCAAAUCAAGACUCGGUUGAGUUUGGUCCUCUCAAGGUCACCAUAGUUUCAGCUGAAACCAUCCGAAGUGAUUACAUCAUGAGAAAGUUUGAGAUCGAAGGACCACGCAAAGGGGUCCUUACGGUAAAGCAGUUUCAUUUGUUUGGUUGGGAUCAUAACCAAUCAAGACCGACGUCAUUAACACCUAUCCUUAAUCUGGUUGAUGCUGUAAGCGAGUGUGUUAGGACAUCACAGGCAUCAGGUCCAAUUGUCUUACACUGCAUCAAUGGUAUUGGUAGGAGUGGUGUGUUUGCUGCUAUCUACUCAGCAGCUGAGAAGAUGAUAACGGAUAGCUCUGUCGAUAUCUUCCAAGCGGUCAAGAGAUUACGGGCAAAUCGACCAAGUAUGAUCGAAACAGCGGAACAGUACAGGAUCUGUUAUGAUGGCAUUGCGGAGUAUAUGAAGAAGUUUGAUGAGUAUGCAAACCUAGAUAUGUGAAGAGACUCGUUCUCCUUGAAGAAGGUUGCCUCCAUGAUGCUAAAUCUCAACCAUGAAAUAUAGUUACCAUAUGACUUUACUUCAAUAGUGUAAAGUGAAAAAAGUGCCUAAAAAUGCAACCACAGGUGGUGUCAGGGUAUUUUUGAUUAUUUAUAUUUUAAUUUUUUUUUUUUGGGGGGGGGGUUGUUAAGAGGAAUAAAGACUGAAAGGUGAACUUUACCUUUAAUGUAAAAGAGUAUUAUGGUAUUCUAUUGUCGUUGUCUUACCUAAGAGGCAAAAAUCAAAUUAAAAAGGAAGUAGAUUUGAACAACGGAGUUGAAUUUCUAAAUUCUUGAGCGGUUAAGGGGCUCAUUUAAUUUCUCAAAAAAUGUGCGAUUAUGAUAUCCAAAAAUGAAUUCUAUGACCUUUUAAAAAAGCUUGAUUAAAAACAUCGUUAUGUCAACAAAAACUUUGGGCAGCUGAAAUCGUCUUGGGACAGUACCUGAACUACUGAUGACAUACUUCAAGAACCAAUCCACUCUCUUCUUUCUUUUUCUCUCUCUCUCUUGUUCUCUUUCUUUCUUGCUCUUUUCUCUCUCCCCCUUUUAAAUGACUGUUUUGUUUUGUUUUCAUUCCCCCUUUUCUUCCUUUACCUCUUUUCUUUUUUCUCUUAACCCACAUUACUUGAAACUUACGGGAAGGAGGAAAGUCCUGAGGGUCUGUAUCACAUGUAACAUUGGUUAUUUUCAGUGUGUAUAAUGGCCCGUAUUCUGAAGUCAGGUUUACUAAAAUUAUGGGGAGCCAAACAUUCUGUUUAUAUUGUGUAUUUCUUGUGUUUACCAUUUUGUUUCCUUUUGCUUCAGUUAUCAUUCCCAGACAAUUAUGAAGUUAAACCACAACUUUAAACCAGGACAUAUCUGUAUAUACCAAUCUUUCUUUUCCACAUUAAUAUAGAUGAGGAGUUAAUUUCCUUUUCAAAGUCAACUGUGAAUUGACACAAUUUUCUAUGCAAAAAAAAUUAUACAAAGAGAAAACGGGUAGAAAACUGUUAUAGUAUGCAAGUAUCACCAGUAAGCAUUCCAUUCUAAUGUCUACUCACUACUUAAUCCAUCAGAUAUCCUAGAAAAUUACAUAGGGGUUUCUUUUGGAUAUUUUUACCCCUCCCACAGCUCAUUAUUCCUUUCUGUGGACUUGACCAUUCACUUUAUAUUUUGAGACUUCUUUAUUUUUGAAAGUAUCGUGUUUUGCUCUAUUUUUUGUUGCUAGUUUUCAAUGGAUUCUGUUUCCUUCAUUACUCAGGUUGUCUUUAGAUGAUUUCUUUAAGGUUUCUGUGAAUAAUAUGAUUUUCAGCCAUUAUUUAAAGGGGAAUCCAACCCAAAUAAAAACUUGUUUUUAUAAGAAAAAUAAAAAUCAGACAAGUUGAUAGGUGAAAGUUUGAACAAUAUUGGACAAACAACAAGAAAGUUAUACAUUUUUAAAAGUUGUAAAUAUUGGUAAUCACUAUACCCAUGGAGACUUCAAAUUGGCCGCAUAUGGGAUGUCAUAGUGAUGUAAGGCAAGGACUACUCUUCCAUGUACUCCAAUACAUAUUAUGGCUAAAAUGUCAUUUUUCCCAAAAGUUUAAUUUCAAAUUACAUUUUUCUUUCAUGAGGACAUAAAACAAUAUACUACCUGGGUUAUAUUUAGAUUACUGCCCCAGGGGAAUGGGUACUAAGGAGAAAACCACAAAUCCCUGAUGAUAAAGUACAUGGCCUAUGGGAAAGUUGUCCUUGCCUCUUGUCAUAAUUUACUUACCCAGUUGCCAAUUUGAAAUUACAUACUAUUAAUGAUCUCAAGUUUAAAGCAGCUAUAACUUUCUUAUUACUUGUCUGAUUUCUUUCAAACUUUCACCAUUCUGUUAAAUUGAUUUUUCUCCUUCCCAACACAACAUUUUAUGGCCAAGGCUGGAUUCCCCUUUAAAGACUACUUAUAUGUCAUACAUUGCAAGUUUAAGCAUAGUUAUGUUUAUGUUAUGUUUAUUUAUUCAUUUCUUCAUUUAUCAUUAUGUUCUUUCUCAAAUUAUUACUAUUUUAUAUUAGGUAUAUUUCUACAGUAACCUCCCACUAUUUCUUAUUAGAGACAUAACACUUAUCCUAAAUCAUUUUAAUUCAUUUCAUUUGUGUGAUCCGUGACUGCAUAUGUGAGAAUUCAAUAUCAGAUAAGAUUAGAAAACAAUAUAUUGAUGAGGAUAAAUAUUUCAGGCAAAUACUACAUGUAGAUAGUCGAUACCUUUCUUCAACUUAUCAACAUUUACCAUUUUUUGCACAUUAAGCCAAUGUUUACUAUUCUACAGAUAUUUAAAUUGGUAUUUGAAAAAUAAUGGUAGUACUCACAAUUAAAUCUAUUUUACAUUCAAUCUCAUUUCUAGAUGUCAUUCUUAUUACUUUGUAUGAUAAUGAUAUAUCAUCUAUUUGAUUUCAAUGAUUUUAUAUGAUUAAUCGAGUUUUAGACUUUCUGCAUUGCGCAUUAAUGAUGAUUUUACAACAUAAAUCUCUUGUGUAAAUAUAUCAUGUUGUGCACAUUGAUUUUGAUCAAUCUCUUUUAUUUAAUGUCUUGUCUUUAGUCAUUUCCUGCAGGACCAUCUCUCCUUUCAUUUUUUAGUUCGUAUUUAUUUUAUAUUUUCAUUAUCAAUAUUUGAUAUUUGAAUGCAGUUGGGACAGUGAUGCAGUAAAUCAUGUAUUAUAUUUUAUUAGAGAAGGAUAUAGUACUAAAUAUUUUAUACAAAGUAAUUAGUAUUUGAUGCAUUAUAUCAGUACUCUAAAUUGAUUAGUAAUAAUUAUUUUUACCAGAGGCAUGUUCAAAUGAAUGUGUAUUUUUUAAGAGAUUGAUUUUUAUGAAAAAAUCACUUUUAAGCUGUUUAAAAAUUAUAAUUUCAUUGACGAAGCAAUAUAUAUUUGUAUAACUUGAAAUUGUUUCUCAAUCACCAAUGUCUUUUUGUAGUGUGACAAAACUAUAAGUAUAAGAUACGUAAUUAUAUGCAUCCAAAAUUUGUCUGUUGAGUGAUAAAACUUCGAGCUUUACCAAGGCAGACCAAUGUCUUUUCAGAAAUGUAAACCGUUCUAUGAAAUAUGCAAUUCUUUACAAAUAUUCUAUCAAUUGAGAUGUGUAAUAGCCGUACAAAAACUGUCUAGAAUGUAAAAUUGAUACUUGAAAUAUAUGUCAUAUUAUUUUUGAAAUAGUUUUUUAAUUAUUAGAAUAAAUGAUUAUGAAAUUAA